GAUUCGGAUUUAGGGCACCAGAUUUUUUUCAAAAAACGAGUCUUUGUCGUGACUGUAUGCAGGGGUUUUGAAAUCCUGUCAUAGAAAGUCUCAAAAAAUUACAACCAAACGAGACCUGGAACAUUCAAGCAGUUUGGGAUGCUGAAUGCGAUUGUAACCUUCAAAAAAAUUGUGAAGGGUCAUGGAACGAAAUUUGACUUAAAUAAUAGUUCACAUGGCAUUUUUAACAGGACCUGCUAUCUGGAUGCAGAGUCUACAAGUUUGACGCUAAUCUUUUUCCAGGUGGGUCAAGAGGCAAGAAACAGUUGAAGAAAGGUGUAGUACCCAGUCAGAACCUUCCACGAGAACAUACCUACAUGAAAUUCGGCAAUCCUAAUAGGGUAAUUGCAUGGUCAUUAGACAGAGUGGCCUAAAUAUCUGUCCACACCUUAAAAGCUUGGCGACCAUACAUUUUGAAGAAGAACAAAAUUAACGCAAAAGUGUCUGCAGAAAUUUAUUUGUGAUGUCAAAUAUAUGACAUUCAUGAUGAUGUAAGAUCAUUUUGAGGUCCAGUUUGCAAAUUAAAAAAAUAAAAUAUGUGGUUACCAAGUUCUUGAAGGGAUAUAUGAGCCCUGUCUCAGUGAAGUUGGCCCAACUAUCCAAACUGUUUUUUAUGAAAUUUUUCAUAUUACUGGAAACAUAUUAAAAAAGCAAAGUAACAAAAGUAACAAAGGUGGUAAAAAAGCCCUCUGACGGCGACAAGAUUGUGAAAGUGGUCCAAAAGCCCCAUACAGCUUCCUCCACGAGCAUAUCCAUUAAUAUCACGAAUCCAUCUCCUAAUUCCACUAUUACAAAAACGCCAACGUCGACAUUGCAAUAUGCGUACCUUCACAACGGCAGUGCUUUCGAUAUUCACCCAUGGAGCAGCGACAGCACCUCGAUGGUUGGCACCACGCCCAUGUCGCCCCAACAGGACCCACUGGCGUUGGGCACCAACAAGACACCGCUAGAUCCUUUAGCGUUCCGAUAUAUUCCUGCUUUAACCGAUACACCUAAUACUAAAGAUACAAGACAAUCAAUUCAAAAACCAAAGACGACGAGUAAACAGGGCCCUAAAACCAGUACAAGAUUAACAUUAGUUCAACGAAUUCUCGACGACGCAAUUCAGAAAGUGGAUACUGCUUUAUUUAUUAAAGAUAACCAUGUUGCAUUUGGUGUAAAUGAGAAAUUAGGUCUGACUUCGGAAACAGCGGAAAAAAUCACCAUCCAAACGCAGAAUAACGCUAAAGUGAUGGAAUUGCUGGUAGUGAAAAACAAUCCAAUAAUCAACAAACAGGUUGACGAAGCAUUCAAGGAUAUCGACCAAGCGAUCGAUAAAGCUUUAAACAAACUCAACGCUCACGACCUGAAAUCGUCUUCGUAUCCCAGUUAUUGCAGAGGUACCCAGACUACCACAGACGCUAUCGAGGAGGAGAAUCAGCGAUUGAAAUCGGAAAUUCGAUCCCUGAAAUGGGAACUACAGAAGAAGAAAGCAGUAUUGACAACACCCACGAAAACGACGAAAAAGCUGGUUUACUGGGUGAAAGAACCCGGAUCGAGCGCUAUCAAAACUCCAACGAAAACUGUGUGUAAGAAAACGGUGACACUAUCUUCUAAGAAACCGGGAAUGUCUCCCAGGAAAACUCCAGUUCCAGCCGUCGUAAAAAAAUUCACACUGCCGUUGAUCACAUCCGUGACUAGUUUAAGUACUGCAGAGAUGGAUGAUGUUGAAAAAACUGCUGACGCCGUCGACGCCUGUGUUGAAGAUAAACUUUCAAAUGACCACACGAAUACAACAACUGACUCCACAAAUAAGGCAAAUGAUAUCGUUGAUCUCACAGAUUAGAUUAUUUUUGUGUAUAUGAAGAAAUGUACAGCACCAUUUUCGUGUUGCUUGCGUAACUUAAUUUUUGUUAAUAUGUUCGUAAAUUAGUUUUAGGUUUUUUAAGAUUGUAUCAAAAUGAAGCAAAUCACAAUCCAUACAAAAUAAAAUGGUCAAAAUAUAUUCAUGUUAACCGAUUCUUGGAAGAUUAUUCUUGCAUAGGUAUAUUGAGAAAAAUAAAAUUAUUCCUGUGAGCCAGAAGUUUUUGCGAUGUUCGAUGGAUGCGGUGAAUUACGUACUUCCAAAUAAAUACAGCAAAAUAAGGAAACAUCUCAAAGUAAAAGAAGUCGGGAUAAGCACAAAUUUUCACACAAUCACCCACGUUUGAAAUAUACAAUCCACUCUUUAUCAUAAAACACACAUGCAUACAAACCCAUAUAUGCUUCUUACCAACCUUUGCAUUGCAUUUCCAUAUUUUCUUCAUUUUUUUU
Acanthoscelides obtectus is the source of this 2331-nucleotide messenger RNA. The record is from the annotation of a GenBank genome assembly. NCBI's taxonomy places the organism in Eukaryota, Metazoa, Arthropoda, Insecta, Coleoptera, Chrysomelidae.